This is a messenger RNA of Salvia splendens (bonfire salvia), 1282 nucleotides long. RefSeq names its product cinnamoyl-CoA reductase-like SNL6. The record is from RefSeq and is a predicted model, not a curated record. Gene Ontology annotation, molecular function: oxidoreductase activity, acting on the CH-OH group of donors, NAD or NADP as acceptor. NCBI's taxonomy places the organism in Eukaryota, Viridiplantae, Streptophyta, Magnoliopsida, Lamiales, Lamiaceae. The transcript has 5 exons. Bases 110 to 1030 code for a protein of 306 amino acids.
UAAUCCCUCAACUUCCUUCCAAAACUCACUCUCUCUCUCUCUCUCUCUCUCUCUCUCUAAAACCCCUCUACAUUGUUGACAUCCCUCCCACUCUGUACACAGCUCCGCAAUGGCGCCAGCUUCUUUCUGGAACUCAUCCAAAACCGUCUGCGUCAUGGACGCCUCCGGCCGCCUCGGCUCCGCUCUCGUCCACCGCCUCCUCCGCCGCGGCUACACCGUUCACGCCGCCGUCCAUAGCCACGAGGAGAUGCAUCGUUACAAGAGGCAAUCCAUGGAGAAGAAGGAGCUGAGAGUAUUUCAUUCGGAUCCAUUGGAUUAUCACAGCAUUUUGGAUGCUCUCAAAGGCUGCUGCGCCUUGUUCUACUCCUUCGAGCUCCCCUCCGAUCACCCUACCUACGAUGAAAUUAUGGGUGAGUUGGAAGUAAGAGCGGCCCACAACGUGUUGGAGGCGUGUGCUCAGACGGACACCAUCGAGAAGGUUGUCUUUACUUCGUCCGCAACGGCUGUUGUCUGGAGGGAACAUGGCGAUAGCCGGACGUCCGAUGUCGAUGAAAGAAACUGGAGCGAUGUCAACUUUUGCAAGAAGUUUAAGUUAUGGCACGGCCUGUCGAAAACCAUAGCCGAGAAGACAGCAUGGGCGUUGGCAAUGGACCGGGAGGUGAACAUGGUGUCGAUAAACGCGGGGCUGUUGAUGUACCCUGACUUGAGCAUCAAGGACCCCUACUUGCUUGGGGCCGCUGAGAUGUUCAAGGACGGUGUUCUUGUCACUGUCGAUCUCGACUUCCUUGUUGAUGCACACAUUUGCGUCUUUGAGGAUGUCUCCUCGUAUGGCCGGUACCUGUGCUUCAAUGGCAUCAUAAACUGCAACGACGAUGUGGUGAAGCUGGCAAAGAUGCUCCUACCGUCAUCGCCGUCACAAGACAUGUUCGACGACGACAGUGUGCACCAACAGAGGAUAAGCAACGGCAAAUUGCGCAAGUUGAUGGUGGAUUUUGAGAGUAGAUUACAAAUGACAAGCGAGGAUGAAUGAAUCAAUCGUUGAAGGGGAUAAAAGGAUACAAAAGUACGAACAGUUUGCACGCAAGGAGACGAUGCAUUUUGGCAAUGUACACUGCAUAUGUUGAGUGAAAAUGAAGAAAAGUAAAGGCUUAGAUAUAUUAGAAUAUUUCUAGCCCACGUAAAAUAGUGUAGCAUAUUCCCUAUAUAUAUGCGAUUCUUUGAACUUCAAAGAAAAAUAAAAGUGUAAAGUGGCUGAUGUCAUGAGAUUAUUCCCCACACUGAA